Molecule: messenger RNA, 2976 nt
Organism: Esox lucius (northern pike)
Lineage: Eukaryota; Metazoa; Chordata; Actinopteri; Esociformes; Esocidae
Gene: slc20a1a
Product: solute carrier family 20 member 1a
Exons: 11
Coding region: 764-2680 (638 amino acids)
Biological process (GO): phosphate ion transmembrane transport
Cellular component (GO): membrane
Molecular function (GO): phosphate transmembrane transporter activity
Source: RefSeq, a predicted model, not a curated record
GGUAAGCAUAAAAAUCACCAACAUUUCGGGAAUGUCGUAGUAUAGCCUACCUGUUCUAAACGUCGACCAUAGAUACAGAACCCUGCUUAAUCGCUAUGAUUUUAGCUGUGUGACGUAAGAGUUGGGACGUCCCAAGGAUCCCGUUAGAAUUUUCCCUGGCAGCUGCGGUCUCAUGAUUAGAACUGUUAAACUCUCCACCCAUUGCCGAACAAAUAUAUAACCCCACAAGCAAUAUAACAUAAAAUAAAAGUUGUUGCGAGCCUUGAUAAAGACAUCUCCUGCAAUGACUGUAGCUUAGUCAAGUGGACAUUCUGGUUGCUUUCUAGACACUGUCUUUUCAAUUUAACCUACAUACUCCAACUUGGGCAGCGGAGUUCAAACCCUCAGAUAUUUUUUUUUGGUCUACAUUAUUGAACUUUGUACCUCAUCAACCACCUGCUAAGGGUACCUCAUCAUGGAUGUCCUUUGCAUAAAAAAUCAGUGUGAAAGAAAUCUUGCUACCCUGCUCUGUAUACUUAGAUAGCAAUUAUUUAUUAUCCUUCCCUUUAGCCUCUUUUUGACCAGAGCUCGGAAAGGAGUAGGAAAUUAGAUUUAUUCUUUGAUUUGAGGCAGGGUACCUGAAACUAAUAUUUAUAGAUCUUCAAAGAAGCAAUAUACCUCACUAUUUAUUAGUUUUAUUAUCUUAAAGGCAUUGUUAAGUUAUUUUGAAACUAUCUUAAUAUAAAAAAAAUUUUAAAUAAAUUUAAACGCACAUCUUUUGGCAAUGGAAUCCAACACUAUAGCAUCCCUAGCAACAGCCACCACUUUAGCCACUGUGGCCUAUUCAAGCGAUAUGUCAGGUUACUUGUGGCUACUGAUCUUAGGCUUUGUCAUUGCCUUCAUCUUGGCCUUCUCUGUGGGGGCCAACGAUGUAGCCAACUCAUUUGGCACAGCGGUGGGCUCUGGCGUGGUAACUCUACGGCAGGCCUGUAUCCUAGCCACUAUCUUUGAGACGGUAGGAUCAAUGCUGCUAGGGGCCAAAGUCAGCGAGACUAUCCGCAAAGGAAUCAUCGACGUGAACAUGUACAACGGCUCCGAACACAUGCUGAUGGCAGGAUCCAUUAGUGCCAUGUUUGGCUCUGCCAUGUGGCAACUGACUGCUUCAUUUUUGAAGCUCCCUAUAUCUGGAACACACUGUAUUGUGGGUGCAACAAUUGGUUUCUCCAUGGUAGCCAAAGGUCAUCACGGGGUCAAAUGGAUGGAGCUUCUACGUAUUGUGGCAUCCUGGUUCCUCUCGCCUCUUUUAUCUGGUAUUAUGUCGGCAAUUCUGUUCUACUUUGUUCGCAAGUUCAUCCUGAAUAAGGAGGACCCUGUUCCCAAUGGCCUGAGAGCUCUCCCUGUCUUCUAUGCUAUCACCAUGGCCAUCAACCUGUUCUCUAUUAUGUUCACUGGAGCUCCCUUGUUGGGGUUUGACAAAAUGCCAUGGUGGGUAACAUUGAUCAUCUCACUUGGCUGUUCCCUCAUCACAGCCUUGGUUGUGUGGUUCAUUGUCUGUCCACGGCUCAAGAAGAAGAUCAGCCGUGAAGUGGCCUCGAACCACUAUGAGACUCCUCUCAUGCAAAAGACCCCCUCCAAACCUGCCCCUCAGGAGCAUCCCUCCACAAUCCAAGUUUGUGACACCGUUCUCCAAACACCGCCAUCUCAUCAAAGGGCGGCCUUUAACAUUGGAGGCUCGGAGGAGGCUGAUUUGGACAGCAACAUGGACUCCAAAGACUUGUGUGCCAGCAAUGGUAUUAAUGGCAGUAUGGGCCCCAUGACCAUCACAGACCCACACAGUGGUCAAGCUCACACAGUGCACAAGGACUCAGGGCUCUACAAAGACCUUCUUCACAAGCUUCACCUGGCCAAGGUAGGAGAUUGCAUCGGUGACGACGAUGGGCGGCCCAUACGUCGAAACAACAGCUAUACCUCCUACACCCUAGCAAUCUAUGGUAUCCAUGACGACCCCAGAUACAAGGAGGGGGAGCUAGUAGAUCAACGCAGGAGACCACGGCUGGAGAGCUACAACAGCUACUGCUCGGCAGUGGUAGAUGGUGGUACUGUUGCUAAGGAUGCAGGAGAGGCUGUGGGGUUGACACUGGAAGCAAGCAAGGACAUACCAUUAGAGGAGGAUGAGUUGGAGGUGGACCGGCCAGAAGUCACACAUCUGUUCCGUUUCCUCCAGAUCCUCACUGCUUGUUUUGGCUCCUUUGCCCAUGGAGGCAACGAUGUCAGUAAUGCAAUUGGUCCUCUCGUGGCCCUGUGGCUGGUGUUUGAGAGUGGUUCAGUGGUGUCUGAUGCCCCCACUCCCAUCUGGCUGCUGCUGUAUGGAGGACUGGGAAUCACUGCUGGACUCUGGGUUUGGGGACGCAGGGUGAUCCAGACUAUGGGCAAAGAUCUCACCCCAAUCACCCCUUCAAGUGGAUUCAGCAUUGAACUGUCAUCAGCACUUACAGUAGUAGUGGCCUCAAAUAUUGGACUCCCUGUUAGUACAACUCACUGCAAGGUGGGCUCUGUUGUUGCUGUUGGGUGGCUGCGUUCAAAGAAAGCUGUAGACUGGCGACUCUUCAGGAACAUCUUUAUUGCCUGGUUUGUAACUGUCCCCAUCUCUGGCCUCAUCAGUGCUGCCAUCAUGUCUCUCUUCACCUUUGUCAUCCUUUGAGGUUUGAAAGGACUGAUAAGUGUCUACCAUGCCUUCUAGCCAGGGAUACUGCUGUCGCCUCACUGACCAUAGUUUAAAUGCACGUUAAAGUUAUCUGUAUAUACAAAGUCCUGUCUUUUUCUGUUUAUACACUGUACUGACCAUGAUUGAAGAUGAUUAUUAGGUCAUGUUGAUUAUUGGUCAUGUAAUGAAUUGCUUGAAGAUGUUAUUUGACAGAUCAUACUAUAAUUAAAAGUUGUACCGGCAAAUAAAUGUAUAAUUCACUUUGCGAUUCAAAAUAAAAUGAUUUUAUCAAC